AUGUUUAAAAAUCUGAAAAGAUGUGUAAUAACAUACUUUAUCAAACCUUUUGCAGCUCACACAACAAUUCACGGGGUUCCUUUGGUGGUUACUCCACGGUUGCAUCCAUUGGAAAGAUUAUUUUGGAUAACAACGAUCUUACUUUCGGCAACGGGUGCGGCUUCCUUAAUAGUAUCAAAUUGGCAAAGAUACAAUGCCAAUCCAACCGUCGUUAGUAUACAGAAAGACUUCCGAAACUGGAAUAAUUUGCUGCCCUCUGCAACGGGAUGCUUCAAAACGAAGUACUCUCAGGAGUUGAUGGAUAAUUAUAUCGAGCAGGCUUGGGGAAUCAUGGUGAAUGACACGAAGUACGAGUAUUAUGCGAAAUUUGUUAAAACUGUUGCAAAUGUUUCUUACCACAGUCUUGACGCAUUUGCGAAGUUCGCAUCGGACAAGAAUUUAAAUAAAGUUAACUUGCUCGAGUUAGCUGCAAAGGUUCAUCCCAAGUUAACAGGGACGCUAGUCACGUAUGAUCCGAAGCGCAAAACGGAUUGGAAGCUAAUUAUGGCGGAGCAAGGAAUAUGUUUCACAGUCAAUAAUAAGUUUGCCAACGUGUUGACAUUUAAUGUAGAAGGUGUUAAAGUUAUUGACGACGAUGCCGACGAGACAUUGCUGACCUGUCACUAUUUAAACGGUCUAUGUUACGCUCGAUACGACUCAGAUCCUCAGUCGCACAUAAGCUUUUUUAUACACUCCUACAUAGAAAUUGCCGAUGCGAUUGACAGCCGUUCAUAUACGCUAGGAGAAAGCGAGGAACUAGAGGUAAACUACUUCAUGGAGGAGACUAGUUCCUCGCCAACCUUACGAAAACUAACACCUUCGCAAAGAAAAUGUCGAUUUGAUGAUGAACCUAUAACAGAUGAUUUGCAAGUGUAUAGUCCAACGAUGUGCUAUUUAACUUGUAGAUAUCAUAUCGUAUUCCAAUUUUGCGGUUGCCGGCCUUUUUUCUAUCAUUUUUUGGGUGGAAAAAUUUGCAACAUUACCGAAAUGUUGUGCAUUGCUAAACACGUUAAGGAGAUAGCAAAACCAUCUUCAGAUUUAAACUGCGAGUGUCCUCAACCAUGCCACAACGUCGCCUACCUACCUUUACCCAUAAAGAAAGCAACUUGGACGAGCGGAUAUUUUGAUCAAAGGCUAACGUUUAGGUGGGGUCUUCUUCAUCCAACCACAAAGUAUAGACGAGAUGUCCUGUUUAGCUUUGAAGAUCUUGUAGUUUCACUUGGAGGUUCUUUGUCACUUUUCCUGGGAAUUAGCUUCAUAAGCCUAAUUGAAAUUGUAUACUUUUUGCUAAAUUUUUUUUGCCAUUACGUCACAAGUUAUUCGCAAAAGGCUCCCAAGAAUAAACAAAACAAUAAAGAAAACAUUGUAAGAGUCGUACCGGUCGGAUAUAAAAAAUAAGAAGUUAUCAACUUUCACAAAAUGAAACAUUGCACGUAUUGUCAA
This is a messenger RNA of Photinus pyralis (common eastern firefly), 1482 nucleotides long. RefSeq names its product sodium channel protein Nach-like. The record is from RefSeq and is a predicted model, not a curated record. Lineage: Eukaryota; Metazoa; Arthropoda; Insecta; Coleoptera; Lampyridae. Gene Ontology annotation, molecular function: ligand-gated sodium channel activity. Gene Ontology annotation, cellular component: membrane. Gene Ontology annotation, biological process: sodium ion transmembrane transport. Bases 1 to 1437 code for a protein of 478 amino acids. The transcript has 9 exons.